Molecule: messenger RNA, 9111 nt
Organism: Haliotis rufescens (red abalone)
Lineage: Eukaryota; Metazoa; Mollusca; Gastropoda; Lepetellida; Haliotidae
Product: mediator of RNA polymerase II transcription subunit 12-like
Exons: 9
Coding region: 221-2350 (709 amino acids)
Biological process (GO): negative regulation of protein tyrosine kinase activity; intracellular signal transduction
Cellular component (GO): cytoplasm
Molecular function (GO): protein kinase inhibitor activity
Source: RefSeq, a predicted model, not a curated record
CUCUGCUUGGUAAGGUAUUAGAUCAUUGACAUAAGUCGGAGAGGAACUGGGGAAAGAAGGAAAUGGGCCUGUGACAACAGACACCUUAUCAUGUUGAAAUGGGAUAAAGUUACUGUUUCUACGUAGAGAGGACAGUGGUUAAAAUGGAUAAUGUUGCGAAGAACUGGACAUUAUUGAGCCAAAGAAAUUUCUGACAUCUUUCCUCAGUCUUUGAUUCAAAAUGGCGGAUCAAAAAGAGGCUCUGCAUCAGAUACGAAGACAACUGUCAACUGACAGCGAAGAGUUCCAUGAUGAAAAACUGGAUCCAAGGAUUCAGAUAGAGCUUGAGAAGCUAAACAAGGCAACUGAAGAGAUCAACAAACUGGAACUAGAGUUGGACGAUGCCAGGGCCUCAUUCCGCCAAGCUUUGUCUGACUCAACGCAAAAACUUAACACUCUGGCCAAAAAACUUGGAGCAUGUGUGGAAAAGGCUCGACCUUACUAUGAUGCUCGGAUUAAAGCCAAAGAUGACCACCUGGAGACACAGAAGGCAGCACUGAGGUAUGAGAGAGCUUGCAGUAUGCAUGAAGCGGCGAAGGAGAUGGUGCAACUAGCAGAGCAGGGCUACAUGAGACGGGAACAGCCGUCAGACCCCGCCUGGCAGGAGAUGCUCAACCAUGCUACAAUGAAGGUGAAUGAAGCAGAGAAGGAGCGUAAUGAGAGCGAGCGGGAACAUGAGAGGACGACCAUCAACUUCAAGAACUCUGAGGACAGGGUCCAGCAACUGCAGAAGGAACUAAAGCGUGCAAUUACAAAAUCAAAUUUCGCUACACGCCGGCAUUUCCUCCAACUUAGUAGCCUAGCCAAUCAGCACUGGCUAUCACUGUUACCUUAUUUUGAGAUGAAAAUCAAGUUUAACCAGGUCAUGGAAGAACAGAAAAUUAACGUGAGCCGUCUGGAGGAAGAUGUGGCGUCAUCCAAGGCCCUGUACUCACAGGCUCUUCAUAGUCUAGAGGCAAUCAGCGAUGAAAUCCACCGCCAGCGUCUUGAGCGGCGAAAACAACAACAGCUGGGCGUGCGCAGUGCAGGGGUGGGAGCUGAAGACCCAUCCCCACCCCCAUCAUGGGACAACGGCUCCCCUCACAUCGAUGGCAGUGUUACCCCCCACACUAGCAGUUGCUCUAAUGUCUCUCUCACCACAAUAACCGUCAGCUCAAGUGAUGCCACACAGAGCAUGAACACUCUUAGCCAAUCAAAAGUUGAGCUACAAAUGGAGGAUACUUCAAAAGACUUUCUCUUUCCAUCAGUGAUACAUCCCACUGCUGACAAGGCCAGGACAGACAGUUAUCGUCAAGCUAUUGACUCUAGUCAGGUAAUGAGUCCUUCAACUGAUAGUAUGUGUUCAGCAGACUAUGAUGAAAAUUUUGACACGCCUAGUCUCGAUGAGGAGUAUAUGAAUCUCCCAAACACACAUUCCCCGAGAGGGAGGAUUGUGAUGCAGAGAGCUCACGUGAAACAGGAGAAGAAUGAAGAAGUAUUUCAAGACGCACAAUCAUCUACUGCCCUUGAUGAAAAAUCACCUGAAGAAGAAUCUCAAAAGGUACAAAAGGCCACAAGUGAUGCCACUGAUGGACUGUCUGAAAGACAGCGGUCUCAACCGAUUGCUAUCGCAGGGAUAAGAUCACACACUGAAGGGGUGUUACACCACCCUCUCAGUAAGAACUACCACUCUAACCUUAGCACACCUGAAGGAGGAAAUAGUCCAGUAAGUGGCUCUCCUUCCACAUCUAGGAAAUCACCAAAGCUGCAAGGGCUGAUUUUACGUAUUGACCCAUCUAUGGACCCCCUUCAAAGGGUUUAUUCCUCCCGACCCAACUCUCUAAGUAGCACACCGCCUCAGUAUUACCCCCCCAGCGCUCAAGAUACACCUGCCGACAACGUCCCUGAACCUUCUGCAGAACCGGUCACCAAAUCCAUCUCUUCCAGAUCUCAAUCUGAAGGAACUCCGGUUAGGGCUGUGCCAAGUUCCAAAGAAUUAGGAACCCCUGGUAGUGAACGUGCUCUGAGAGUUCCUUCUACAAGUGAUAUGUCCUCGUACCAUGAAGACAGCUCGGACACGGAAAGCAUUGCAAGUGCUGGUCCGAUGAUUGAUGACGAACAGAUUGAGUUCCUCAACCUGAACUUCUCCAACCAGACUGUUAAGGAUGACAACCCUCCCAGCUUCCGCAGGCAGUCGUGGAACCGGAUGAGCCUCCCCCCAAGGCUGAGCUACCUUGAAGGGUAUGUCAGGAAAACUAGUGUGUCCAGUGAAGCUCAGAUUCCAGAGCAAGCUGAAACAGAGGCACCUAAAGUGGAGGCACAGCAAUUGUGAGCAACUGAAGUGCUUCGGACAUUUUUGAACAGUGCUAGGUUUCUUUAUACACUUUGAAGAGUUUUAGUGUAGUUUUAUCACUAGUCUUGGAAGAUGGCCAUGUCAUGACAAUUUUUGAAGGGUGUGUGUAGAAGUGUUGGGAAUGUUUUCGUCACUGUGUCACCAUUAGAAAGUGAAUGUGUUCAGGCACAGAGAGAUAUGCUCAGCACAUAGACAUAGAUUUUGAUUAGAUGUGUAGAUACCUGGACACAGGGUUCUUUUAAGAAAUCAAUCUGGAAUGCAUCACAUUAUGUCAUAUUGUGAUAGUUAAAAAGGAUUUUAAAAAGUGUAUUUUAUACAAUUUUGUCAAGAAAAUAAUACCUUAAAAAACAAAGCAAUUGCUUUCUAUUAUUUCGUUUUCAUUUGAAAUUCAACCAUAUAGAAAUGAUUUUUAAGAAUAAAUGGAUAAUAAGAAUACUAAUCAUAAUGAUGCAAUGAUUUGUUUUAGCAUGUUAAGAAUUUCUGUUCCAAGGAGCUGUUUUUAAAUGUUUCUUAAAGUUUUUACCUGUGAAGUGAAAAAACAUAUUUAUGUAUUUAUUUCAAUCAUGAAGGUAUUCUAUGAUUCAUGAUAGUUUAGAAUGUGGCAAUGUGCAACAUUUUUAUAAUAAAGUGAUAACUAAAUGUUGUCACAGUAAACGUUCUUCGAGUCUAAGGGACUGAACAUUGUAUCUCUUGGAGACAGGAAAGCCUGGGAUUUUCCUGGACAUAUAUUCUAGCAGUGUCAAAUAGUUUGUAUAGUAUAUUACUCAACAUUUGAUAGGGAUAUUCUGAAUGUGGGACCUGAAUGUGUGUGUAUGGUUGCUAGAAGAUGAUGUCAUGCAAUUAGUAUCCCAUAUCCCAAGCAAUCAUUUAAAGUUAAUGAAAGCAAGUGCACAAUUAACAGAUUAAUGUACGCCAGGUGCUGUCCUCUAGUUACAUGACAGUAUGCAAUAGCAGCGGAAGAAAUUGGCACUAGUCCUUGCCAAACUGCAUUAUAAGGACUGGUAGAAAUUUGCCCUUUUUAAGGGUUUUGCUAUAUGUUAUCAUUAUGGGGACUAGUGGACGAAAACUGUUUGAUUCUAACGCUGCAAUAGCCCAGUAUCCCUCUCUAAUUUUGAGUAGUAUGUUGUAGAUUGCCAGAUAUGAUCCAGGAUUCAUUAUGUAUUUUUAAUUUAAAAAAUAAAUUCUAUCAAAUCAUGUCAGAAGGCAAGUUGUACUGUUGCAAUUAUCAUAAUCAUUUGCAACUAACACAAUAUAAAAUGCAUUUUUGUUCUCACUGACCUGAUGUGAUAUAUUUUUUUAAAUACAAAUAUGUUGUGAAUCCUCGUUGUGUUGAUUGCAACCAAAUAAGAUUUCUGGUAGAAAUAUCCUAGUUCCCUCUUUGCUUAGAGUCUGGUGUACUGUGUCAGUCCCUAAUGAGGUCUAUUCAUUUGCCUUGAUCCGACCAUCAUUCUGACGUUAAUACAUAUCCUAUGGCAUAACUUGUUGAGGCAAUUGAUCACACAUGUUCACUGGAUUAUUUCUCUUUGUCAUUUAUGUUAUUUAUUGAUAUUUUGUAUUUCAUGAUAGUCAUACGGACUGGCGCUACUUCUGACCAGUGAUCCAUUCCUCAAAGUGAUUGUAGUACUAAGCAUGCUAAGACGAUCAUGAGUCCCGUACCUUAUCAUGGACUUAAGAUACCUGUAGCACUACGAUUGAUUUGUGGAACGGAUCCCAAGUCAAGUUGAUGUGCUUGUAUUCCCAAUGAGGGUGGUAGAAAUGUUCCAAAUUUCUUGAUGAGAUAUCAGAUGCAGAGAUACAGGAACUGACUUGUCAUGACUCUGAUACUUGCAGUAGUCCUAGUGCUAAGAUAACUUGCCCUGUAUCUGUCUACUGGCAUAUUUUCUAUGACUGGGCCCCUGUGGAGAUCCGGGUUAGAAUUGGUCUUCAGCAUCCCAUGCUUGUCCAAAAAGCAACUUCCGUGGUUGGGCUCACUGACUUGGUUGAUGCAUAUCAUCGUAUCACAAUUGCAUAGGUCAGUGCUUAUGAUGUCAAUCACUGGAUUGUCUGGUCCAGAUUUGAUUAUUUACAGACCACUGUCAUAUAGCUGGAGUAUUGCGGAGUGCGGCAUUAAACAACAAACAAACUAGGUCUGAGAUAAGACAUGUUUCUAUAUACCCUGCAAAACUUUGUUUGGGUGAUAAUGACACAAUCAAUGAUUAAUAUAAAACUAGAUUAUUGUUGGUCCAUGGUUCAUGUAUUUUGGUUGAAAAUGCACAAAAAAUGAUGACAGACUCUAAAUGAUAAAACUAAACUUAGUGAUACACUAAAAUAUACUGGGCACGGUUUGAUGCAAUGGUCGUAUUAAAACUUACUGUAUCAUAUGCAUCUGUGUAUCUGUGAAUCAUACCUCCCCGAUAUUUAUUUAUUUAUGUUAAGGUCAGCCAGAUUAAUGAGAUGGAUCCCAGACAUAUUCACAUGGGAACAUGCAGGUUUUGAAAAAGGAAAAAUCAGCAAGAGCUAGUCAACUGUUUUAUAACACAAGCAGUAUUCCUUGGAAAUUUUUAUCUUUCACACUGUUUUCAUAUGACUGAACACCUGGCAGUGGAAUAGCAUCAACAAUAUCAAGACUUACUAUUUAGAAAGUGAAAAGAAGUUUUUUCCAAAUUCACCCUCCUGAAAUAAUAGAUUAUACAAACACAGCUGGACAAGGGGUGUUUGAUUUUUGUCAAAUAGAAAUUGAUUGUCAUCACUGUAUCUCACGUGGUCUUCUGUAAAUAGACUUGCCAUUGCAUGAAGGUUCCCUUGGCAGAUAAGCCAGCAGUUACAUCAGCAGUUAAUGACAGCAUGGCCUGGUCUCUGUAAAAAGCUUUAAUAAAACAAAUUUAAACAUUUUUCACAUGGACAACCAUUCAGGACAUAAGCAGCAUGAUGCAUUGUUAAAUUCAAUUAAACUUGUCUUUUGUCUAUAAUAUCUUUUUGGAUAGAUAUUGCAAUACCUUGUUAAGAAAUCUGGAACUUUUUAACCAUCCUCCACAAUGUUGACUUCACCAUGUGUUCUAUGAUUCAGAUCUGAAUCUUUCACUUGUUCCUAUGAUUACAAUCACUAGAUCUGAUUUUAACCUUUAACCAUGUCUGUCAUAAUGAGCACACCAUGGUCCACAGGUCCAGGUACUCGGGGAUCAUCACACACUUAUUUAGGAUGUACAAUUCAUAUGAGUCACAACCACAAUUCAGCCACAAUCAGCAACAUUUACUAAGAGAGAUAAUUUCUUAACAUGCUUGGGAGACUUUACACUGUCAGUUUGGGCAUUGUUAAAUCCACAUCCUCAGUAUGCCAUAUAGUAUAACCCUGUUCUCAGUGAAAUCAGGAUUAAGGCCUGAGUCUUAUGGUCUCAUUCACAGACCAACCUCAUUUAAGAUGCCAACCGUAACAUUUUUGCAGUGAUACUUGCUGUUUUGGACACACAAAAAACACACAUGAAAAUAUAUACAAUAUAUAGAAAUACUGGUAUAUAGAAAAUAUAUAAACACAAGUUUACAGUAUUUCUCAAUCAUAGCUGGAGUUUGUUCUUUUUUAAAAAAUGGUAGUGGUAUUUUGAAAUUAAGUGUAAUUUGGAACAUCAACAAUAUAUUAUAUUAGGCCUAACAAAUUCAAGGAUUAACAAAACCUGUAAUGUUAUAUUUUGGAUUACACUUAUUUUGGUGGAGUCCUAUCUGGGUUUUCGAACACACAAUCUCAGAGUAAGGCACCUAAUCGCCAGCACACAAAGUCAGCCAACUAACCCACUCAGCCAACGAGGUUUCCACAAAAUGGAAGUCCGACAACUGGUAGUCGCAAACUUUAUGUACCCCUGUGAUAAGUGUAGUUGGUGGGUGGUUUCAAAGAGUCAAGAUAAACUGGGGUUCAUUUGGUGGCAAUAAGCCAUAAAUGUGUUUAUCAGUUUCACACAGAAAUAUAUUCUUGUUAAUUUGCCAUUAUUUUUAUGACUGAUGGCAUUUUGCGUGCUGUUUUUGAGAAGUGUUUGGAAGCAUCAGUUUAUUUUUUUAUUCAUUGUGAUUUACAGUUUGGUUUCACCUUGUGGUCUAGCUGUGUAUGGGGUAUUUGAACCUUCAAGUCACCUACUGUUUAAAGAAAUUACCAUGUACUAAAGGUUUGAUAUGAUAUAAAUCACUUGAACUCAGAUUUUUUGGACAAAUGUCAGCCUUCAUUCUUCUGUUUCACUUCAUAAAUUAUGUUUUUAGGUUUGUCAGCUUCAGACCCAUGCUUGUGGUUUCACCAAUGUGGUAAACGUCUGAGAUCUGCAUCACUUUGGGCUUUCUUCCCACAUUAAGCUGACAUGCUGUGAUAUAAAUGAAAAACUGUUAAUAGUGACGCUAAACCCAACCCAAUCACUCACUCACUCAUCAAGUUGAUCUGUACAACUUUACCUGAUUGGCUGGUUUAGACAAAACUAUUGUCACUUUUCUCAGGACGUCGCUUAAUUUUAGUAUUUUGCAUAUAUUUGCAUCAUUUAGUUUUGAUAAACAUGACACCCAUGAAAUGUGAUAUGUUUUAAUAUUUCAAUUCUUUAGGUGUUGUGAAGUGUGUGCCUCACUGAUUCCAACACAUCUGUCACAAAGGAAGGUUCUUUUGCUUUGAUUUUUUUGCGGAGGUCUUGACAGUGUUAAUUUGGAGGAGGCACUGAGUCUUACAAAUAGGUGCCUCUGUUGAUAUCUCUUUGGAUGAGGUAAACUCUUGAAGCAACAUUAACGCAAUGUUGAAAUGUUGAAUUGUGUCAACAUUAACAAGUUAUUUUUUGCCAAAUAAAAGGCCUGGGCAGUUUGAUAUAGAGCAUGAAGGGUUAGCAAGUGACUGAUUCACAUUAAACAGCACACCUGGUAACACUUGAAGGAUGGGUGAAUGUAUAUUUGGCUAGUUUAACAUAUGGUAUUGCCUCCAGAUGAAUGUAUGCCAGGCAGUUCAUAUCACUUAAGAGCAAAAGGUUUCACUUAAAAAUUAUGUCAUAAUGUUGAGUUUGAAGAACAGGGUUGGACAGUCCUUUAUAGAACUUUAGUGCAUUCAACAGUGCUGCAACUGUUUGUUCCAAGCUGUGGGAUGUUCUUUCUAUUCAAAUAUUUUGGAAUAUCAAAUCCUUCAAAAGAGUGUUAAAAAAAUAUUCAGAAAUAAUUUAAGUAUAAUACAAGUAUUUAAGUUGUUGGCAUGACAUGUGAGAUCAUAGGACGUUUUCAUAUACUUGGAUUAUUGGACUAACAUGUGAAUGUUGGCAACAGAACUGUCAUACCUUAUGAUCCAAGUAGUCAGUUUAUUUAUCCCUGUGUUAGGAAGAUUAGGGUUAGACAGUGCUUUUGCAUGAAGAUUAUUAGUUCGAAAUUAUACUGGUAAUUUGUCUUUGACAGUUUCAAGUUGUUUUUAUUGGCCUUCCUUUUCCAGAGGCAAUGCAUUCACCCAGCAGGCACUGGGAAGAUAACAGUGUAUGCCAAAAUGAAUUAUCUCUUGGUUCAUCAUGAGAAAAUUAACAUGUGGUUCGCCGAUUUAAAUUUGUUUUUAGAAAGUGAAGUAAACUUAAAAACCUUGACCUUAAGAUAGGAGUAAUUUGUGUGUUACAAGGUUAGGUUGUCUUUUGAGCAGCAUGAAUGUAAUGUUUGAUAGAUGAGCAGGCAGUGGAUUUUUCCAGGUUGCAUAAACUGCAUGCAGAUGACAUAUUCAGCAGUGAUGGGCAGUGGGUAAAGCUUCUGCUCGUAAAGGUGACAGCCAGGCUCGAUUUCCCACAUGGGUAUAAUGGGUGAAGCCAUUUCUAGUGUCCCCUGCCAUCAUUCAGAUACCAAAAGCUUAAAACCCUACUCACUCACUCAUACAGCAGUGAAUCUGUUUUCCUUGUGAAAAUGCCUUGGUGUUAAUGAUUCAUAAGGUAUUGUGUGUAAAUUUUGGCGAUUACCUAGAAUCUAUUCCAUAAUAUCAUCUGCAUGUUCAGACCAAUAUGCACAUUAGACAAUGCCCAUUGUAAUAUUGCCAUGGUUACAAGACCUUAUAAAGGAACUGUUGUCAGAACAUUUUACAAGCCAUGAAUUGGUGACUGUUGUAUUAUCCAAGAUUUUUGUUAAAGGGAAUGGGAAGAAGUUAUUGAUGUGUUCAAUGAGUUGUUGUACCUACUUUCAUCUAGAUACAUAGUUUUAAUCUCUGCAUUGUCCCAAAUACAGUCCACCCUGGCUGUUGUGACCAGGGACCUGUUCCACAAAGUGAUCUUAGCGCUAAGAUGAUUGUAAUGUACUUCUUAAACAGUCUAACAUACUUAUUUCCCCACCCCUGAGUAUUAUAGCUCAAAAUUGGUACUAUGUAACCAAUGGGUAUCAUUUUGGCUAAAAUGGCGGAUAAGAAUGGAUUAUUAUUAUUAUUAUUUUGGAUGAAUGAUCUUGAAAAAAUGGUUGAAAUCAUUGGUUUGCCUCAACCGGGUCCAAACCUGCUCUGCAGGCCAUCAUAAUCCAGACACUGCUGACGAGGCAUCACUCAUCUUACCCCAACACCAUUUGGGAGCUCUUGCUGCUAAACAACAAUAAUCAAAAUUCAUCAGACUGCAAGACAGUAAUUUGUGUUGGUGGCAAUACUUAUGAUUUGUCUGUUGAUUAGGGCUGCAACGAUACAGGAAGGUCACGAUACAAUACGCAUCUCAACAUUCUGAUCACGAUACGAUAUGUAUCUCGAUAGGCAAUGAUAAAAAAAAACAAGACUUAAAGCAUGUCAAGAUUGAACCCACAUGAUUUUG